Hyaena hyaena (striped hyena) is the source of this 2867-nucleotide messenger RNA. RefSeq names its product ankyrin repeat and kinase domain containing 1 (gene ANKK1). Gene Ontology annotation, molecular function: ATP binding; protein kinase activity; protein binding. The record is from RefSeq and is a predicted model, not a curated record. The transcript is spliced from 8 exons. NCBI's taxonomy places the organism in Eukaryota, Metazoa, Chordata, Mammalia, Carnivora, Hyaenidae. Bases 60 to 2354 code for a protein of 764 amino acids. Gene Ontology annotation, biological process: protein phosphorylation; regulation of cell cycle process. Gene Ontology annotation, cellular component: cytoplasm.
CUGAGCCUCCUCGGUGCGGAGAGCGCGCGGCCGGGGGGCGCCCUGCGGCCGCAGACCCCAUGGCCGCGGGCGUGGAGCAGCGGCUGGGCAGCCUCGCCGUCUUCACCCAGGACGACUUCGACGGCGACUGGCGCCGGGUGGCCAGCGGCGGCUUCGGCCAGGUGUUCCGGGUGCGGCACCGGCGCUGGAGGACGGAGUUCGCGGUCAAGUGCAGCCCCUGCCUCCAGCCGGAGGCCUCCAGCUACGACAUGGACUGCCUCAUUGAAGAAGCAGCCAAAAUGGAGAAGAUCAAGUUUCAGCACAUCGUGUCCAUCUAUGGCGUGUGCAGGCAGCCCCUGGGCAUUGUGAUGGAGUUCAUGGCCAACGGCUCCCUGGAGAAGAUGCUGCCCACGCACAGCCUCUCCUGGCAGCUCAAGUUCCGCAUCAUCCAUGAGACCAGCCUGGCCAUGAACUUUCUCCACAGCAUUAAGCCGCCUCUGCUCCACCUGGACCUCAAACCGGGCAACAUCCUCCUAGAUGGCAACAUGCAUGUCAAGAUUUCGGACUUCGGCCUGUCCAAGUGGAUGGAACAGUCGACCCGGAUGCAGUACAUUGAGAGGUCAGCUCUACGGGGCACCCUCAGCUACAUCCCCCCUGAGAUGUUCUUGGAAAGUGACAGGGCCCCAGGACCCAAGUAUGACGUGUACAGCUUUGGGAUUGUCAUCUGGGAGCUCCUCACUCAGAAGAAGCCGUAUUCAGGCUUCCACAUGGUGACCAUUGUCGUGCGAGUGGCUGCGGGCAUGCGGCCGUCUCUGCAGUCCGUCUCUGAUACGUGGCCGGGUGAGGCCCAGCAGAUGGUGAGCCUGAUGAGGCGCUGUUGGGACCAGGACCCCAAGAAGAGGCCCUGCUUUCCAGACAUCACAGUGGAGACGGACGUCUUACUGCUCCUGCUGCAGAGCCCCGUGGCGGAGCCGGAGAGCGAGGCCCUGGCCCGGAAGGUGUCCUGCAAGCCAUCUCUGCCCCGGCCCAGGGAGGUCAGUGAAGAGGUCAGCCAGGAGCUAACAGACAGCGACUCUGGAGGCUACCCGGAGCGGGUCCUGCAGCUCUCGGACGGCGAGGACCCCGUCCCCAGCGGCGAGGAGCCCUGCACAUCCGAGAACAAAGUCUCUCCCCUCCACUUCCUGGUGGUGCAGGGCAGCGUGGAGCGGGUGAGGCUGCUGCUGGCCCACGAGGUCGACGUGGACUGCCAGACGGCCUGCGGCUACACGCCGCUCCUCAUCGCCACCCAGGACCGGCAGCCCGAGCUCUGCGCCCUGCUCCUGGACCACGGGGCCGACGCCAACCUGGCCGACGAAGACGGCUGGGCCCCGCUGCACUUCGCGGCCCAGAACGGAGACGACCGCACCGCCCGCCUGCUCCUGGACCACGGCGCCCGCGUGGACGCCCAGGAGCAUGAGGGCUGGACCCCGCUGCACCUGGCGGCGCAGAACAACUUUGAGAACGUGGCGCGGCUGCUGGUCUCCCGCCAGGCCGACCCCAACCUGCACGAGGCCGAGGGCAAGACCGCUCUCCACGUGGCCGCCCACUUCGGCCACGUCAGCCUGGUCAAGCUGCUGGCGGGCCAGGGGGCCGAGCUGGACGCACGGCAGCGGAACCUGAGGACGCCGCUGCACCUGGCCGUGGAGCGAGGCAAAGUGAGGGCCAUCCAGCACCUGCUGAAGAGCGGGGCGGCCCCUGAUGCCCUUGACCGGAGCGGCUACAGCCCACUGCACCUGGCGGCCGCCAGGGGGAAGUACCUUAUCUGCAAGAUGCUCCUCAGGUACGGGGCCAGCCUCCAGCUGCCCACGCGGCAGGGCUGGACACCGCUCCAUCUCGCAGCCUACAAAGGCCACUUGGAGGUCAUCCACCUGCUGGCGGAGAGCCACGCAGACCUGGGGGCUCCUGGGGACAUGAAGUGGACGCCCCUGCACCUGGCUGCCCGCCACGGGGAGGAGGUGGUGGUGUCGGAGCUGCUGCGGUGUGGGGCCGACCCCAACGCCACCGAGCAGUCGGGCUGGACGCCCCUGCACCUGGCCGUCCAUCGGGGUGCCUUCCUGAGCAUCAUCCACCUCCUGGAGCACCACGCCGACGUCCACGCCCGCAACAAGGUGGGCUGGACCCCCGCCCACCUGGCCGCCCUCAAGGGCAACACGGCCAUCCUCAAAGUGCUGGUCAAAGCCGGCGCCCAGCUGGACGUCCGGGACGGGGUGGGCUGCACACCCCUGCAGCUGGCCCUCCGGAACCAAAAGCAGAACAUCGCUGCCUUCCUGGAGGGCAAGGAGCCCCCACUGGCCGUUCUGGGCGGUGCUGAGCCUGGAGCCCAGGCGAGAAUGUAGGCAACCCGGGGCCUCCUCACCCGUGAGAAGAGGGGUCAGUGGAGGCGAAGCUGGCCUUCUGGCAUGGUCCCUUCCCUGUGCUUGCCACCUGCUCCCGAGGCCUUGAGAGGACACAGGAGGAGCCUGGUGUCCCCCCAGAGGGAAAGGAGGUACACUGAGGUCGCAGCCGGGGGUGGGGCCCCGGCCUCCUGUUCCCCCUCCCGAACCUGGACUCAAGCCCCCGGAGUGAGUUCCCUCUUCCUUCCCCAGACUCCUGCCACCUUGCGCCACUUGCCCCUGAGCUCCCAGGGGCCCCUGCGUCCCCGGAACCCUCUCUGACGGCGAAGGGAUGCACGGAGAAGAGGGACAUGCUCCCUCCUGGCUAGAAUCUGUGUACUUGGCCUGUAUCUCCAGCAAGGCCAGGACAGUCAGGCACGUGCUUUUCGAAAGGGGCCGCAGCUAAAAGUUGGGAGGAAGUUUCAGCCUACUCUGUAACGCCCCAGCCAGCCCUGUUGCCACACAGACCACACCUUC